Molecule: messenger RNA, 1326 nt
Organism: Talaromyces rugulosus
Lineage: Eukaryota; Fungi; Ascomycota; Eurotiomycetes; Eurotiales; Trichocomaceae
Exons: 2
Coding region: 1-1326 (441 amino acids)
Source: RefSeq, a predicted model, not a curated record
AUGCUACUUAAAAGAGCAAGCAAGACCCUAUUGACUGGGAGCGAGUAUGAGCGAUUCGGAUCGAAUUCAGAACAGUUUAAAAGACCGAAUUUUCGUGGUGCAAAAUUUGACGAGAAAUUACAAAAUGAAAUUACCUGCCGAGACCAGAAAGAGCCAACACCAGCCGAAGAAAAUCGGGAUUUGCGAACUAAAAUACAUGAACUCAAACAGACAAUGCUUGAACGCGAUGGUGAACACCGUCAAAAUAAAAAAUCACAGAAAGAUUACCUCCCAUUCAACACAGUAUUAUGGGAUUUUAUCGAUUUCACCGAAAAAGAAUAUCUCACGUUGAGGGAAAAGCUGAGGCGGGUGCAGGAGAUGAGCGCAAAGGCUGAAAAAGACCACGUAUUCCAAACCUCACAGCACCAGAAAGCUAUUUCGGACCUGAGCCAGAAGCUUAACGUGUUGCAACCACGAGGGAAUACCUUGUAUGAUGAACAGUGUACCGAAGAAUGGCGAGGCCUGCGACGAAGACUCGGAAAUUGGGUCAGCAAAAGCUUUGGAAAUGCAGCGGUUUUGAAUGCGAUGACAUCGAAUUCACUCAUUUCCAGAGGCGUAGCCGGUGUACCACCAAACGGAUCGCUGGAAAAGAGCGCGCAUACACGCCGGGCAUACAUUCAAUCAUUUAUCUCUCAUUUCAUUUUCCAGGAAAUUCUCAGUGUUUUGUUUGUCCAAGUGCCGGAUGUACAAAUUUCGCAAGCUUUCCACACAAUGGCACAACAUGUAAAGAGCCAAGGCGAUAGGCAAUUGUGGGAACAGUGGCGUUCAUCAACGAGUACCGCAUUGGAAUGUUUCAACAAGUCCAAGCAUUCGGUUGGGAAACUCACUGAACUCCUUGACAAGAUGGAUCAUUACUUUGGAGAGUUCUACGAUAGAAAUAUGAGCAGAAAACUUGUGCACGACAAGUUGUCUCAGGUCUUCUGGGACUGUGUGGGUUUAAAGCAAAAGCUCGAGCGUGGAGAGUCUGAUUAUCAGUUCGUCCACAGUGAACAGGGAACGCCCUACUCAAAAGAGAACAUGAAUAGUACUAAUUCAGAAACUGAAGAGGGUGCUGUUGUUCAGUUGAGUCUUUGGCCCGCGAUGUCUAAAAUAUCUGCAGGUAACGAACGGUUGCUCCUGGAGCACGAGGCUGUAUGGACACUUAAUACUGAGGGGGGACUGAGAGAAAAGGAUUCCAUAUUCCAAGAGGAGCAGCACUUGGAUGUUAAGACAGGAGCUCUUAAGACGGAAGAUGUUACAAUGGAAGAUGGUGAUACGCAGGAUGGAGCAUGGAUUUUAUGGGAAUGA